CGGCGUCAGUUGAUGCUCAUCUUCUGAACGUUCCGGAUCUAGCUCUAUCAUCUCCCCGUCACAAUGAGUGGUUGCAAGGCUUUCUGCCUGCUGGCGCUACUUUCCCUGGUGGCUUCCAGCGAUUCUCUGCGAAUUUUGGGUCUGUUUCCGCACCCGGCCAUCAGUCACUUCAAGUUCUUUCACCCAAUCAUGCGCGGAUUGGCAGAGGCCGGUCAUAGCGUGGAUGUCAUCAGUCCCUUCGAGGACAAGGACCCUCCUCAGGGAUACAAGGACCACCUGCUGCCGCCCUCCAACUUGACAGACACUAUUAGCUUAGAGGACUUCGAGCGGCCCUUCCACUUCCUAUUUCACUAUAUAGAGUUCUUUAUCCUGCACAACAUGGGAAAAGAGGACUGCAACACCACACUGCACAGCAAAGCCCUAACUGAGAUCCUUAAGAAUCCUCCUGGCUACUACGAUGUUAUUUUACUGGAGCAGUUCAAUAUUGACUGUGCGAUUAGUGUGGCCCAUGUGCUCCAGGCCCCGGUCAUUGGAAUGAGCAGCUGUGCCCUGAUGCCAUGGCACUAUGAACGAUUUGGAGCUCCUCUGAUCCCAUCAUAUAUAUCAGCAUUGUUCCAGGGACAAUCCCAGGAGAUGUCCUUUGCGGGACGAUUGGGCAACUGGAUUACUGUGCACUCCCUCAACUUGCUGUACAAAAUGUUCACAGUUCCCGCCGGAAAUGCCUUGAUUCGUCAAAGAUUCGGUCCUGGACUGCCGUCCACGGAGGACUUGGUGAAGAAUACUUCUCUGAUGCUGGUCAACCAGCACUUUUCGCUCAGUGGACCAAAGCCUUUGCCCCCAAACGUCAUCGAAGUGGGAGGUGUGCACUUAAGUCCACCGAAACCGUUGCCCUCCGAUCUUCAAAAAAUACUGGAUAACGCACCCAAAGGAGUCAUCCUAAUAAGCUGGGGCUCUCAGCUGAAAGCUAGUUCUCUUUCCGCUGCUCGAAGAGAUGGAAUCGUUAGAGCGAUUGGAAGAUUGGAGCAGGAGGUCAUCUGGAAGUAUGAAAAUGACACGUUGACCAAUAAGCCACCAAAUCUGCACAUCAGGAAGUGGCUACCUCAGCGAGACAUCCUCGCUCAUCCAAACCUAAAGUUAUUUAUGUCCCACGGUGGCUUAAUGGGCACCACGGAGGCGGUCUCCAGUGCUGUGCCCAUUGUGGGUGUCCCAAUUUAUGGCGACCAAUCGCUCAAUAUUGCCGCAUUGGUGCAGCGCGGAAUGGCUUUGCAACUAGAGCUUAAGAAACUAGAUGAGAAUACUGUCUACGAAGCGUUGACCAAGGCACUGGAUCCUUCUUUCAAGGCAAGAGCCAAGGAGGUGGCCUCAGCGUAUAACAACCGCAUCCAGGGUCCCUUGGAGACGGCCAUUUGGUGGGUGGAACAUGUGGCAGAGACGAAGGGAGCUCCUCUGAUCCAACCAAGUGCCGUGCAUCUCCCCCGCGCUGUUUACUACUCCUUGGAUGUCUACUUGGUCGUGGCCCUAACCCUGCUACUACCUGUAAUCACGCUCUUGGGACUAAUCCGAAUGUGUAAAAGAAGAGAACCCAAAGGUGACCGUAAGCUGAAACGCAAAUAAACCCAAUCAAUAGAUUACUGUUUUGGUUUUCAAGAAUUACCUUUGGAUUUAAACUAUGAAAUUAAUUAUUGCUAAUGCAAAUACAUGUGAUACAAUAUCAGAAACCAAAAUACAUUUUACCAGAACAGAA
Molecule: messenger RNA, 1744 nt
Organism: Drosophila mauritiana
Lineage: Eukaryota; Metazoa; Arthropoda; Insecta; Diptera; Drosophilidae
Gene: Ugt36E1
Product: UDP-glucuronosyltransferase 2B17
Exons: 4
Coding region: 64-1614 (516 amino acids)
Molecular function (GO): UDP-glycosyltransferase activity
Source: RefSeq, a predicted model, not a curated record